Molecule: messenger RNA, 792 nt
Organism: Emiliania huxleyi CCMP1516
Lineage: Eukaryota; Haptophyta; Isochrysidales; Noelaerhabdaceae
Exons: 1
Coding region: 1-792 (263 amino acids)
Biological process (GO): transcription initiation at RNA polymerase II promoter; transcription by RNA polymerase II
Cellular component (GO): transcription factor TFIIF complex
Source: RefSeq, a predicted model, not a curated record
AUGGGUGUGUGUGCCAGUAAGGCACAGUUUUCUUUGUGCGCGGCUCGCACCCAGGCCGCGGUGAUGUCGUCCCUCUGGCUCGUCAAGGUGCCGCGCCACCUCGCGGAGAGCUGGCAGCAGCAGCCGUCCGGCCACAGCCUCGGCGUCGUCGAGCCGGGCGUGAAGGACGCGAUGGGCAGGGACACGUACACGCUGCGGACGAGCGCGGCGCCGGGCGGGGCAGGACCGUCGUCGGGCGAGGCGGGCGGCGAUGUGGAGUACAAGCUGACGCUGGGCGCGCCGACGGGCGGCAUGUACAGCUUCGCGCCGGGCGGCCCCGACGCGCCCGCCGGCGAAAUGGUGCUUGAGGGGCGGGUGACGGCCAAGGGGGAUGUGUCUGCGGCGGGGCUGAGCGCGGGCUACAAGCAGCUCGUGCGGAGCCGGCAGGAGGCGGCGUCCGUGCGAGCCGAGGUGGAGGCCGUGGACGUCGAUCACCUCAACCAGCCGCUCAAGAAAGCGAGCGAGAUCCACCGGCAGAAGCAGGGCAUCAGGGACGGGAAGCGGGAGCGCGCCGAGCAGAAGCAGAAGGCGGCCAAGGCGCAGAAGAAGCUCUCGCGGGAGGAGCUGCGCGACCUCGUCUUCGAGAAGUUCGAGCUCCAGCCCCACUGGCACAAGGCGGACCUCGCGAGCGAGACCGGGCAGCGGCCGACGGACCUGGCACCCGUCCUCGACGAGCUGUGCGAGAGGGAAAAGUUUGGGCCGCACAAGAUGGAGUACAAGCUCAAGCCGCAGUACGGGGGCGGCGCCAGAUAA